CUGGUUGAAAGUUGAGUCAAACCUCGCUUGUCACUGAAGAUCGUAGCACAAAUUGGGUCUAGUACCACAUUUUCGGUACCGCCGACCGUUGUCACAAGGACAUCUCGACGAUCCAAUAAACUUCGGCAGUCCUGUCUUCCCUCCGCAUGCUCUUGCCAUCAACCAGCAUGCCAAGCUUUGGGUUCGGUGUGGGGUAGAUUAUAAGCUGGGGAAACACGCCGUAUUUGGCGUCCCCUCGGCCCCGUUGUUGGCCCCGUCUAUGGAAACCUUCCUGGCUUUGAGUCUGGCUUAGGGUUCCCUCUGGAACUCGCAGGAGCUUGGAUCCGCUCGGUAAACUAUCUGAAAUUGUGCUUCUUUGGCCAGAAGACACAAUACACCAGCCUAUAUCAUGCCCUCAACUUCUACCCCUACCUCCGCCCAUGAGAAGGGCACGGAGAAGGAACUAGAUCCUGCUAAUACAAACGAGGAGGCAUUUGUCGAUGUAAACACGGCCGUGCAGCUUGCGCAUGAAGUCGACGACAACAGAUAUUCGCCAUGGACACCACGGAUGUUCCGUCUGUACCUCGUUCUCGCAGUCGCGUAUCUCUGUGGUUGUCUUAAUGGGUUCGAGGGGUCGUUGAUGGGCGGGUUGAAUGGGAUGAAGUCUUAUCAGCGAUAUUUUGGCAUGGCACUUGCCGAUUCUGGUACCGGGCUUGUCUUCGCCAUGUAUAAUAUUGGUGGUUUGGCUGCUGUGUUCUUCACUGGUCCCAUGAAUGAUUACUUUGGCCGACGUUGGGGUAUGUUCACAGGCGCUAUCAUAGUCAUUAUCGGUACUUGCGUCCAAGCGCCCUCGACAUUUCGAGGCCAAUUCCUUGCUGGCAGAUUUGUUUUGGGAUUCGGUGUGAGCUUCUGCGCAGUUAGUGCCCCUUGUUAUGUUAGCGAAAUGGCCCAUCCCAGGUGGCGUGGUACACUCACUGGGCUCUACAACUGCACCUGGUACAUCGGUUCUAUUAUCGCUAGCUGGGUCGUCUACGGAUGUUCCUAUAUUGACUCGAAUUCCGCUUGGAGAAUUCCAGUAUGGUGUCAGAUGAUCACGUCCGGAUUUGUGGCACUGGGAGCUUUUUGGCUCCCCGAGUCGCCCAGAUGGCUAGUUUCCCAAGAUAAACACGAUCAAGCGGCUCAGAUAUUAGCCAAAUACCAUGGCGAGGGCUCGGUAGACCAUCCUCUCGUGCAGCUGCAAAUCAAGGAAAUGGUCAAUCAGAUCUCGGCUGAGGCUUCCGACAAGAAAUGGUGGGAUUACCAUGAACUGUGGAAUACGCGUUCUGCCCGUCGACGUCUGAUCUGUGUGCUUGGAAUGGCCAUUGGAGGCCAAAUAUCAGGAAACCAGGUCUCGGGGUCGUACUUCCCAGCCGCUUUGUCAACAGCCGGCAUAACGGACGAGAAGCGCGUCCUGGCCCUCAACGGCAUCAACCCCGUCCUCUCCUUCCUGGGUGCCAUCACCGGCGCCCGCAUGACUGACGUCAUUGGCCGCCGCCCCCUAUUGAUAUACUCGAUCAUCUUCUGCGCCGCGUGUUUCGCCUGCCUGACAGGAACAGCCAAAGCGGCGACCGACGACCCCUCCAGCCCCCGCGCCCCCGCCGCAGCCAACGCCCUUGUGGCCAUCAUCUUCAUCUUCGGGAUAGUCUUCUCUUUCGGCUGGACCCCUCUACAGAGUAUGUAUAUCGCCGAAUGCCUGCCAACAUCAACGCGCGCUAAGGGCACGGCCGUGGGGAAUUUCGCUAGUUCGGCGGCGGGGACGGCGCUGCAGUACGCUUCGGGGCCGGCGUUUGAGAAGAUCGGGUACUAUUACUACAUCGUGUUCGUGUUCUGGGACCUAUUUGAAGCGACAUUUAUGUAUUUCUUGUUUCCAGAGACGAAGGAGAGGACUUUAGAGGAAUUGACGGAGGUUUUUGAGGCGAGGAAUCCAGUUACGAAGAGUUUGGAGAGGAGGAGUGCGAGGACGGUUAUGAAUACGCUGAAUGUGGUCGCCGAGGACGCCAAGGGUAUUGCUUAGAAGGAUUGAGUAAGACAUCAGUUACGUCGAUAUGGACAGGGGCUGACGUACACAAUGAUGUAUGGCUUCCUGCCGCUAUGCUCCGGAUGCAUCGAUAACUCGCAGCUGUAUCUUCUAUUUCCUCUGUACAUGAAGAGUUUCCC
Molecule: messenger RNA, 2175 nt
Organism: Pseudomassariella vexata
Lineage: Eukaryota; Fungi; Ascomycota; Sordariomycetes; Amphisphaeriales; Pseudomassariaceae
Product: general substrate transporter
Exons: 5
Coding region: 389-2032 (547 amino acids)
Biological process (GO): carbohydrate transport; transmembrane transport
Cellular component (GO): membrane
Molecular function (GO): carbohydrate:proton symporter activity
Source: RefSeq, a predicted model, not a curated record